Messenger RNA from Mucor velutinosus, 2226 nucleotides. RefSeq lists its product as uncharacterized. NCBI's taxonomy places the organism in Eukaryota, Fungi, Mucoromycota, Mucoromycetes, Mucorales, Mucoraceae. The transcript is spliced from 6 exons. Gene Ontology annotation, molecular function: protein binding; asparaginase activity. The record is from RefSeq and is a predicted model, not a curated record. Bases 1 to 2226 code for a protein of 741 amino acids.
AUGCAUCCCGUCAAUCGUGUAUCGACACCACCUCUGUCCACACCUGUCCGCACCAACGAUAGCUUAGUGUACGAUAAUGCAGCAGUUGGCCAUCAAUUAGGCGUUGAUCGCAAUGAUAUGCUUGCACCUGCUGUCUCCAGAGUACUUAUUAUCUAUACGGGCGGUACCAUUGGUAUGAAGCACACGCCUGAACAUGGCUAUAUUCCUCUGCCAAACUACUUUGCAGAAUCGCUCUCCAAAGUACGUCGAUUCCAUGAUCCUGGCAACGGAUCCGACUAUUCAUCUCUUUCACGCACCUCAUCACACGACAGUCUUGAUAGCCUCAACAUCUCUGACAAGGCCUCCACACCCAAAGAAUUCGGCACCGUCACCAACACUGUCAAGGCCAUUGAGCAACAAGGGCCUCACAAGGGGCAAAGCAAGACCUUCCAACUGCCCAGCCUGAUUACACCUGUAAGCUUGUUUGGCAAAAGAAUUAGAUAUUCUAUUCUUGAAUAUGCACCUCUUUUAGAUUCGUGUGACAUUACCAUGUCAGAUUGGGUGAGAAUUGCAGGCGACAUCAAGGAAAACUAUCAAUUGUAUGACGCAUUCAUCGUGCUGCAUGGCACAGACACCAUGGCUUACACAGCCAGUGCACUCAGUUUCAUGUUGGAGGAGCUGGGUAAAACUGUCAUCAUCACUGGUUCUCAGGUACCUUUGACAGAGGUCAGAAACGACGCUGUAGAAAACCUCUUGGGCGCACUCACCAUUGCAGGCCACUUUGUGAUUCCAGAAGUGUCUUUGUAUUUUGGAAAAAAGCUGUAUCGUGGUAACAGAACAAGUAAGAUCAGUGCUGUUGAUUUCGAAGCAUUUGAUUCUCCCAACAUUCCAUCGCUUGUCGAUGUUGGUAUCAACAUUGACGUCAAAUGGCCACUUGUGCUUCGUCCUACACAUAUCGCUAAAUUCAACGUCUGCCAAAAACUCAACCCAAAUGUCGGUUCACUCAGACUCUUUCCCGGUAUUAACGAUUCCACCAUCAGAGCCUUUUUAGCACCUCCGCUUCAAGGAGUCGUUCUUGAGACAUUUGGUGCUGGCAAUGCACCCGCUCGUCCUGCUUUAUUAGCUGCUUUGAAAGAAGCCAGCGAUCGCGGCGUCAUCAUUGUCAACUGUACGCAAUGUCGAAAGGGUCUUGUUACAGAUGCCUAUGCUACUGGUAAGCAGCUGUCUGCCAUCGGUGUUGUGCCUGGUGCAGACAUGACACCCGAAUGUGCUUUGACCAAAUUAGCCUACUUGCUUGGAAAGACGCCCAACAAUCCAGAGCAGGUACGCAAGAUGAUGACCCGUAACUUGCGUGGUGAACUGACUGUGCGUGCACCUUACCAACGUUUCAGUGCCUCCAACAAUCGCACCAGCCUCCUUGUCAACAUCUUGAUGAAGUUUUCUGCUCGCGGUAAAUUUGCUGCCAGACAAGAACUCGAUAGAAGUGGUGGCACAUUGGAUGAAAAGGUAGAACCUGAAGUGGAUGAGGGAGAGGAGACCGAUUUGACCAUGUCGGUGGAAGAAGAAAUGCUGGCUCAAAAGGCGCUGGGUCCUGUUUUACUCUGUUCUGCUGCUGGAUCCAAUGAUUUAGAGGGCCUUAGUCUGUUGGUGGAAAGUAUGGGCGAAUUAAUCAAUCUCAACUGUGUGGAUUAUGACGGUCGUGUGCCACUGCAUGUCGCCUGCAGAGAAGGUCAUCUUAAAGUUGUAGAGUAUUUAUUAUUGCACGGUGCUGCUAUCCAUGUCCGCGAUCGAUCAGGCCAUACACCCCUCUUUGAUGCAGUGGUAGAGAAGCGAGCCGACGUUGUCAGAAUCUUGCGAGAAGCAGGUGCACAUUUAGCAGAGAACGAAAAGAAUGACAUGGGCCCUUAUUGGUUUAAAGCAAUCAAGAACAACAAUGUCAAAUGGGUCCAAGUUGCUCUGGAAGCAGGCUUCAAUGUAAAUUGGGCAGAUCCUGUUGAAGGUCGUCGAGGCAUCGACAUUGCUGUUUGCGUGGGUCGCAUGUCUAUAUUCAAGACAUUGCUGAAUCAACCAGGAGUGGAUCUCAAUGCAUCUGACAAAUGGGGAAUGACAACAUUAGAUAAACUAGAGUCAUUCAAAAGCAAGCUGGCAUCAGGCAGCCAAGACAAGCGAGUGUCUUCUCUUUCUACAAUUGAGGAAAUGAUGGCAUUGCUCACUGCCAAGUUGGCAUCACCAUCAACCCCUAAAUAA